This is a messenger RNA of Cladophialophora carrionii CBS 160.54, 1617 nucleotides long. RefSeq lists its product as uncharacterized. Gene Ontology annotation, molecular function: protein binding. The transcript has 6 exons. NCBI's taxonomy places the organism in Eukaryota, Fungi, Ascomycota, Eurotiomycetes, Chaetothyriales, Herpotrichiellaceae. The record is from RefSeq and is a predicted model, not a curated record. Bases 1 to 1617 code for a protein of 538 amino acids.
AUGCAAGAAGUCUCCGUCCCUGUGCCGCCAUCGGCCGGCGCUAUUGGGAAGCCAACAGUCUACGCAACCACCACCGAAGUCGAUGUGAGCCGUCCGUCUCCGGACAAUUCAUCCCCGCAGCUGAUCCCGCAUUCACAUUCGGCCUCACCAUCGCCGUCGCACACACAGCCCAUGGCACGACUCCUCGACCAGGCGCCCGAGGUUCUACACCAUAUUUUCCAGCACGUCGAGCCCGUCGACUUGGCCCGGCUGGCGAGGACUUGCCGCCAUUUGAAUCGUGUGGUGAAGACCGAUGAGCUGCUCUGGAAGAUACACUAUCUCUCUCUAUUUGAUCCUCCCAAUGACGAUGAUUCAGAGACGUGGAGAGCCCGACUCAGUCGUCUGAUCAACUUACAGAAGAUCCUCGAGUCGGACAGUGAAGAAGUAAAGACCAACAAUCUCUCCGAGAUCCUCACUCAGACCCUGGCCCUGACGGCGCAAACCCUCGCCACGUCACCCAAAAACACGUCCUUCCUGUCGAAGUACUACCAACAGGGCCUCAACAUCAACACCAUCCUCUGCUGCUCCAGCCUCUUCACCCGUGCCCGACCGCGACAAUGGCCCUCCGCACCGACAGAAGAUCUCCGCCAGAUCUCCGCCCAGCUACACGUCCUGGCGGGCAUGAACAUCGACGCGCCGUGGCCCGACCCCGAAGGACAAACCUGCCAGCACGACACAGAGGACACGCGGCUUCGACUGCGCAACUAUCCCACCCCGCUCCGGGACGUGCACCCCUGGGCGCGCAGCAGAGUGUACGACCUCCGCCGGUACAAGGAGUCCAACAUGUGGGGUCCCUUCCUCGACGACGGCACCGGCCGCAUCGACUGGGAGAAAGUGCAAGCCAUCAUGGUCGUGCUGGCGUACAACCACCGACUCACCGUCCGCAACGUCAGUUCCACGCGGAGCAAUCUGCUCAGACCGUGGGAAGGGCUGUUCGAGGGGAUCGCGCCGGACAGCUACGUGUCCUCGCCCUUGGACGGGAAACCGAAACCCUCGCUCCACCCGGACCUGGACGCGCUGGACCCGUACGGCGUGACGGGCACGUGGAUGCGCAUCGUCUGCUUCCUCGACUACAACGACCUGUACCGCUUCAAUUUCGACCCCCACGGCGCCAACAUCCCCGCCGACCAGGAGCGCGACCCCAUCUCCACGAGGGAGGCGUUUCGGCUGAUCAAGCUGCAGUUGCAGGUCACGCGGGUCGAGGAACAGGACGGCCUCGACGAGCACGGCAAGCCUUUGCUACCGGUCGUCCACUUCGAGGGGACCAGCCGCAGUACCUUUAUGGCGUGGGAUCCGAACGCGAAUUCGCGCAUCAGAGGCACCGUCCAAGCCACGGCCGCCGGCGCCAUCCGCUGGACCAGCUUCAGCAUCUUCCACGGCGAAGAACGCUGGCGCUCCGAGGGCGUGCAGAUCGGCGGCCUGAAAUCCGCCCGCGGCAUCCUGGGCAACUGGUUCGACAAGGACUACGACGCCCACGGGCCCGCGGGUCCCACGGCGUUCUGGAAGAUCAGCGACUCCAUGGUCGAGGAGAAGAGGCGCGACGUGCCCAAUGUGUUGCAGAUCUUCAUGGCCGAGUGA